This is a messenger RNA of Pseudozyma hubeiensis SY62, 1956 nucleotides long. RefSeq lists its product as hypothetical. Gene Ontology annotation, molecular function: amino acid transmembrane transporter activity. The record is from RefSeq and is a predicted model, not a curated record. The transcript is spliced from 4 exons. Gene Ontology annotation, biological process: amino acid transmembrane transport. Gene Ontology annotation, cellular component: membrane. The coding region runs from base 1 to 1956 and encodes 651 amino acids. Lineage: Eukaryota; Fungi; Basidiomycota; Ustilaginomycetes; Ustilaginales; Ustilaginaceae.
AUGGUGACGCCGCAGAUCGAUAUUAACGAGAGAAUGAUUCGAGUUUUAGCGGGAAGCUUGGGUGGGGUCAAGAUGGUGGAGAGCUUUCUUGAGGAGAGUAGUCCGCCACGCCUGAGCUCGGACAAGCUCGUGGUAGCCACGCCUCAGCCCAAUCCUCCCUCCGGAUCGGCCUUCCAUGAGAUGCCAUCUCCAACCUCCAAACCCUCGUCCCCCUCUGGCGAAGAUGUCGAAAAGGUUUCUCCCUCCACAUCGACAUCACCACCUCCCGAUGAACUGCGUCGAGCCCUCGGCACGCGUCACAUGGUCAUGAUUGCAAUCGGGGGCAUCAUCGGACCCGGGCUCCUCGUUGGCUCCGGUCAGGCCCUUGCCUCCGCCGGUCCCGUCGGCGCACUCAUUGCCUUCGCCAUUACGGGAGCCAUCGUCUAUUUCGUCCUGCAAGCUCUCGGUGAAAUGGCCACAAUCUUCGCCAUUCGUGGAUCGUUCAUUGAAUAUGCCGGAAGAUGGGUCGACCCAGCGCUUGGGUUCGUCGCAGGAUGGGUGUAUUGGGAGCUGUGGGUGAGCGUAUUAAGUAACGAGUACAAUGCGGUGGCGAUUGUAAUCAGAUACUGGGAUGGUGCGCAGGUUGUACCGACGGGAGCUUGGAUUGCGAUCUUCUGGGUGCUGUUCAUGGGGCUGAGCAUGCUGGGUGUCUUGGCGUAUGGCGAGGUUGAGUUCGUGUUGGCAACAAUCAAGGUGAUUGGAAUAGUCGUGUUCUUCAUUCUCAGCAUCGUCAUCAACGUUGGUGGUGCGGGUGGCGAUCAAGGCUACAUCGGUUUCCGAUACUUUAAGACACCAGGUCCCUUCAACGGUACCGGAAUUGACGCCCUGAACGGCAUCGCAAAGAUCCUCGUUGUCUCUGCAACCCUGUACGCUGGAACCGAAGCAACCGCCAUCACUGCAGCCGAGUCGAAAAACCCUGCCAAGUCGGUCCCCAUCGCCAUCCGUUCCGUCUUCUACCGCAUCCUCGUCCUCUACCUCGGCACGAUCUUCUUCAUCGGUCUCAACGUCCCCUCGGACGACACGUCGCUCGUGUCUGCCAAAUCCAAAGCCGCCGCCUCCCCACUCACCAUCGCACUCCGUCGCGGCGGUAUCGGUGCAGCAGCCUCGCUCAUCAACGCGCUCAUCAUCCUCUCCGUCAUCUCUGCCGGAAACUCUUCGCUGUACAUCGCCUCUCGAACCUUGCAGUCGCUCGGUGCGACCGGUCGAGCACCCGCGAUCCUCGGCUGGGUCACCCCACGCGGCAAAGUCCCCAUCCCCGCCCUCGUCCUCUCCAACCUCGUCGCCCUCAUCUCUCUCCUCUCCAUCAACGCCGGCGCCUCCACCGUCUUCACCUACAUCAUCAACAUCUCCGGCGUCUCCACUUUCAUCAUCUUUGCCAUCAUCUGUUUCUGCCACAUUCGAUUCCGUCAGGCGUGGCUGAAACAGGGUAACACCUUGCAAGACUUGCCCUUCAGAGCCUUCGGCGCACCGUACGGAACCUGGGGAGCGUUCGUGCUGAACAUCGUGCUGAUGUUCUUCCAAGGCUAUACGACGUUUUUGAAUCCGAGAAAGGCGGCGGAUAUCGUGGUAGCUUACAUUGUGAUUCCGGUGGCGGUGGCGUUGUUUGUAGGGUGGAAGUGGUGGCACAAGACAAAGAUGGUGGCGUUGGAGGAUGUGGAUUUGACUGAAAGUUCGCCUCGCUCGUUAGGACAGCGGACGCUGCUCCAGGUAUCUUUCGAUGUGCGUCAGCUGCGGCCGCCGGCCCACCUUUGUUCGAGACGAGCUUCGCUUCCUCUGCCCGUGUCCGAUGCCUCCAUCCGCUGCUCAAUCAAACACAAGUCGCCACCAGAGAAUCGGGGUACUACUAUGCUGCACGUCGUGAAGCGUGCUACUUUUCCGCAGCUACCUCCGCAGCUACCUUUGGAUGACAUGAGGUAA